AUGGGCGUUGGCAAUUGGAGCGCAAUUUGCGAGCAACUAUUAGGCAAUGUGUCGAACAAGUUUAGUGAUAUCCAGAUAGAAAUGAAAUGGUUGGAAGAAAAUUUCAAUUAUAUCGAUAACUCUGCGAGUAUCGUCGAAAGAGAACAAUAUGCUCGAGCAUUCAUCUUGAGAUCAUUAUGUCGGUGUUCCGAAUCAAAUGCUCAAGCUUCUCGAGGAAGCAAAAGAAAAUGGGUUCGAGGAAGAUGCGAGAUUAGUUUCAAAGAUGGUGGACUGCACAAUGUUGGAACAUUUAAUGUCGAUACUGGGUUCAAAGCCGGUUAUUUGAACGAGUUGGAAAGAAUGCUACAAACGGUUUUACCAAAUGCAAUGUUGAAGGCGAAACCUAAUAUUGAAUCAAGGAUUAGGUUACUUAAAAGGGAGUGGUCAAUCGUCUACGACAUGCUUAAUGGCCAAAACAAUAGCGGUUUUGGUUGGGACGAGCAUAGGCAGCUCGUUGUUGCUGAAGAUGCGGUUUGGGAGUCCUAUUUAAAGAGUCACAAAGAAGCCGCCCAAUUCAGAUUUCGUACUUUCCCUUACUAUGACCAGCUUACUACCAUAUACGCAAGAGAUCGAGCAACUGGGAGAGAUGCUCAAACAGCUGCUGAUGUUCUUGAAGAAAUACAUGCUGAUGAUGUACGUACUACAGAUAUGAAUGAAGAGAGAAACACAUUCUAUGACUGCGAAGCUGACGUCUCUUUAGAUGACAUGCAUGUUUCUGGUACGGAUCCGCGAGGAGAUCGAGACCAAGGGGGUUCCUCAUCUUCAAACAAGAGAAAGAAGAAAUCUGAUGCUCGUGAUAAUGUGUUUUCUUCAUUUAAUGAGGCUGCCACUUUGUUCGGGGAGAAAAUCCAGGCCGUUGGCGAUCAAAUCAGUAGGAGUUUUGCCUCCGAGGUGGUAGUUCAGCAGAAGUCAGAACAACAUAUGGAAGAGAUUUACCUUCGAUUGCCGAUUGGAAUGGGUUAG
Molecule: messenger RNA, 1002 nt
Organism: Gossypium raimondii (Peruvian cotton)
Lineage: Eukaryota; Viridiplantae; Streptophyta; Magnoliopsida; Malvales; Malvaceae
Exons: 4
Coding region: 1-1002 (333 amino acids)
Source: RefSeq, a predicted model, not a curated record